Messenger RNA from Eublepharis macularius, 5300 nucleotides. RefSeq names its product IQ motif containing E (gene IQCE). The transcript has 21 exons. NCBI's taxonomy places the organism in Eukaryota, Metazoa, Chordata, Lepidosauria, Squamata, Eublepharidae. The record is from RefSeq and is a predicted model, not a curated record. The coding region runs from base 84 to 2192 and encodes 702 amino acids. Gene Ontology annotation, molecular function: protein binding.
GGCGGUUGCCAUGGACUCCUGAACGCGGAAGCGCGGCGAAGAAAGGCGGCCGCGGCCAACCUCGCUCGGGCGACGGGGUUGACAUGGUCGAGCGACGCCUGGCCGGCGACGUGGAGCGUGUGGCCUCCGAGCACCUUCCGACCAUGUCUCAGGGGCCCUGUGAGGAGCGAGACCUGGAGUCGGUAGAGGACAGUCUUUCUGCACUCACCUACGAAUCUGACGUUGAAACGAAGCCGAAGAAGAAAUCUUCUCGCAAGCCUCCAAAGUCCCCAAAGUCUCCUUACACCUCUAGCACCUGCCUCCAUCCUAAAAAGCCUGCAUUCCUGAGAUCCUUCAAGGGAACAGAGGGCAAACGUUUUGACGUCUCUUUGGUGAGGGCGUCGAGGCAGCUGUGGCAAGAAUCUCUGAGACAAGAUGCAUGGGCCAGCCAGGCAAAAUCAGACCUUGACAUGGGUCUUGCAUGGUCCACUCUUUCAGACAACACUCCAGAAUAUCUGAAGGAAGCCCUGGGCAUGAAGAAGCCGAAACAUGCUCGUUUUGCCCCCAAUGGCUAUAUCCCAGGAACUCCAAACUACAAAGAAAAGGAAGAUAUGUAUGAUGAGAUAAUUCAGUUAAAGAAGGAAAUACAAGCUCAGAAAUGCGAAGCAGAUCGGAUGAAAACAAAGCUUCAGCGAAUGGAAGAGGAGAAUAACCGAAAAGACAAACAGCUCGAACAGCUGCUGGAUCCCUCCCGGCAGGGCUCUGAGUUUAUUGGGACACGAACCGAGCCAAGGAGCAAUAGCAGCUGGGUUAUCAAUGGCUUGAAGCAGAAGAUCCUCAAACUGGAGCAACAGUGCAAGGAGAAAGACAACACCAUCAACAAACUCCAGGCAGAUAUCAAGACCACGAAUGCAGAAGAAAUGCGGAUUUCUCUGGAGACCUGCUAUGAGGAAAUCCAGCAACUCCAAGCCCUGCUGGUAAAAUCAAAGUCGAUGGAACGGAAGUCUCCUCCUGAGAGCAGACAGCAGAAGGUACUCACCACUGCCAUCUUGCAGUUAUCCAGGAGCAUCAAAGAACUGCAAGAAGAGAACCAGAACCUCAAAGUGGACCUGCAUCAGAUGCUGAGAAGCUCCCCUGCCUCCAGUAAAGCAAAGAAUUACACCGAGUGGAGCAGACAGAGGCUGGUGCGGCAGAUUUCAAAGCUGGAAAAAAAGAUAGCUGAGAUGGAGAACACCAAGCCGCCGCUCUCGGAGACCAGCACGCUGUCGUCAUUCACUCCACCUGCUUCUGCCCGCCUGGAUCAGCCAGUUGUUAAACAAUCAGACGCUCCAGAAGACUGUGAACAUGUCUGCAGGCUGGCAAAGAAACUGCAGGGCCAACGGGCAGUCCUCCGGAAUCAGCUGGCAGCGAAAGAGAAAGAGAUCCUGAAACUGAAAGAAAAGGUGAACAAACUGGAGGCAAAGCAAGGAGUAAACUCUGGACAGACUAGGCUUGAUUCCAUGGAACUUCACUUUCAGAGCCAGCCAGAAUCGCCGACCAGCAGCUGCCUGUCCCAUCCAGCUAGUGCACUGCGUUCAAGGGGUUCGGACUCAAGGCAUUCUCCACUGUGUUCUCCCGCUCAUCACAGAAAGGAACAAGCAGCUCGAAUCAUCCAGAGACGGUGGAAGGAAUAUAAAACCAAGAUGGAUGAGAUUGCACUGGAUAAGGUGGCCGUUGUGCUCCAGGCGGCUUUCAGGGGACAUUUAGCUCGGCAGAAACUAUUAGCCUGUAAUGCUCAAGGUCAGCAUUCUCCUGGCACUGGAAAUGAGAACUCCGGAUUAUUGUGUGAGCCCCUCCCUUCACAAAUGACUGUGGGCACUGAAGCAGACGAGGAGGCCCUGAGGCUUAUCCAGUCUGUUUUCAGGGCUCACACUGCCCGCACGCAGGAAAGGCUGCCAAUCUCUAACCCAGUGAGAGAGACAUUCUCCCUAGCUGCUGAUCCUGGAGAGGGGAAGUCAGUGUGGUCACCGUUCAAAUAUUCCCCUUUAGUCUUCACUGUGCCGAAUCCUGCCACGUCCUCCCCGCAUUGCCUGCAGCCCUCUCCUUUGCCACCUGCAGAUGAAGCUCAUUCGGAUGAUUCCGAUGAUAUCAUCACCGUGUCUCCGUCGCCAGGGAAGAAAAAAACACCUUUGGAUUUCAGCAGCUCGCUGUCACAUUCCCUCUUGCGCUCCUAGCUGCAUGUGGAUAGCCAGCCGGGUCUACACAUCCUGGAGAACGAAGGGGCAAAACUGACUGUAACACUUCAGACUGCAGAUGAGAGUGGCGAUGGGGAUCGCAUUUUGGAAUGCUCCAUUGCAUAGAAAGUUCCUUGCAAAUAGAAGACUUCGACAGCAGGGGGCGGGAGGAGCUAGAAGCUUUACGCUUGAUGUGCUGUUUUUUUCCCUGCAGGGAACUUUUGAGCAUUCAGAAACUGUACUUCUAGCUGCGGCCUGGGUUAACAUGGUCCAUUCCGCCACCUCAGGAUUCUGUCAGCUUCUUUCACUCAUGGAUGUUUUCCUGUUGUUUGGCCAGGCAGUGUUGCCCAGGGAGUUGCCAGUGAUAAGUUUGGGGGGAAAGCAAUAGAUAGUUACGGCCCCUUUUUGCUACAUGGCUUUGAAGGAUGUUGGAGAGGCCCACGGUUUGAACACGCAUGAACCUGCCUCAUACAAAUCAGACGCUUAGUCUGUCAAGAUGGGUUUUGUCUUCUCGGAUCGGUGGAGGCUCUCCGGGGUCUCGGGUGGAGGUCUUCCGCAUCUCCGGAUCCUUUUAGCUGGAGAUGCCGGCCAUUGAAACAGGAACCUUCUGCAUGCCAAGCAAAUGCUCUGCUGCUGAGCUACUGCCCCUCCGUCGUUAAAUGCGUUUCUUAAUUGCUCGUGUUCAACAGGCACCGUUCUGUCCCUGCUGGUUCUUUACACGUUUUUGGAGUGGAGGGGGCAGGGCUCAUUUCGAGGGGGAACGUGCCGGAACGCAGUUCCGGCAGGUCCCCAAAGAGGUCACAUGAUAGGUGCCCCCCCCACCUGACAGCCGGUUUGGGCCAAAACAGCCCGGAUCGGGCCUCUGACGGGUGGUGGAUCACUCUCCCGCUCAUCAGCGGCCCGAUCCUGACCAUUUUGGGCCCCUUUUUGGCCAUUUUCAGCCCCUUUUUUGCCAUUUUGGGCCCAAUUUUAGUCCUGAAUGGCCAGGAUUGGGUCCAAAACAACCAGGAUAGGUGAUGUCAGGGGGUGUGGCAUAUGCUAAUGAGUUAUGCUAAUGAGUUCCUCCAGCUCUUUUUCUACGAAGUGACCCCUGGGAGGGGGGGACUGUAGGCCCAACAGAAGCCACUCUGAGGAAGCAUCUGCCUUUUUAAAAAAUGUGUGUCUUCGGCCCUCAGCUUGUGUUUGGGGCAGGGGGGCUUUUAAGUUUCACUAUAAGAGCAUGAGACAGUGCUGUGCGGUUGGAACGGCACACUGUAAGGCCAAAGUGAUGGCCCCUGAAAAAUCAGUUGGAGUGACCUCCUCUCCCCCUCAUAAGUUGUUUUGUGGCCUAAAACACAUUGAUUCCAAAAUGCACAAUGCAAACACACCACCAGUGUCUGGAGUUUCCUGUGGCACUCGAACCACAGAUGCUCCGAGGCAAACUCUUCAAAGACUCAGAAGCAAAAACAAAUCUUCAGCAAAGAGGGGAGGCAUUUUGCCAUGCAAGUUAGAAGAUAAUAGAAUUAGCAGCCAUUUCUGGCUUUUGCUAAAGAAUAUAGUAUCAACUGAACAAGGUUCCUAACUCCUUUAUCUUCUGGCUGUCUCUGUCUUGCAAGAGGCAUACCUUUAUCUCAAAAUCUUACACAUGUGGUCAUACUUAAUUGGCAUAGAGCAUUUCUAUACACAUGUAUACAUACAUACAUACAAUUUUUAGCCUUAAGUGAUGUGUGCCCCUCAAAAGUUGUCUUUGCCUUCUACAGUUCCACCAGUGAGUUUGCAUGGCUGUCUUCUCCACUUCUUCUUCAGAGAAUUAACUUGGGAAGACACUGUGGUUUUUACGAGAAAGAUCCACCAUCCUCCCCUCAGUCACUAUGUAUGUCUUGGUGGCUCAUCUUGAUUGAUGUAUGAAAGAGCAACUGCCAUCACUCAUCUUCUCUCCAGACCGAAGACAGAGGGCCUGCUCUCCCCAUUGAUCACUCUAUUGAUUGUCUCCCCGCCACUCUGCAACCAGAAAGCAGAGAGAGAUGCCAGCCACAGCUCUCCGACCCUCCACAACAACAUGCAUGGUUCCCAAAGCUGCGAGGUCCAAAAAGGAUGCAGAGAUGAAACCAAGCCCAAUUUUUCUCACGUAGCAAGAGGGCAUAAAUCACAUUUCAAGGUGCUGGAAAUGUGUACGCUAGAAGGGAUGUCUUUGGCAGGUGGAAUGGCUUUGCCGUGUAACAGUUAAAAUCUAGUUGAAGGGAGGACAUGGGUGGAUCUUGUCACAAAAGUGCCGCGGCAGAGAAGGGGGAGGUGGCAGAUCUGUCCUGCCAGCUGACUGUCCCUGGUGUGGAAAUUGCUGCAGCUUUGAUGUAUACUGAGCAGUAACAGAUACUGUCUGAAGACCAGGGGGACAUUUCUUGCAUAUGAAUCUACCGUAUCCUGGUGCUUGGAGGAAGAAGCUUACUUUGGGAUCAGCCUUUUCUCUGCAGCUGCAGUUUGGAUUCCAAAUACCCUGCCCCCUUGCGGGUAGGCACACCUGCUUGUGGAAGAGGAGCAAGGCAAUUUUUACCAAUUCCCUCUUCUUACAGCACCCCUCCCCCCCCUUCUGACCUCCCCCUCGAUUCUGGGGAUCUGCUGACUCAAGAGGGGAAUGGACCACUGCAGCAGCAGAGGAGGGGCAGGAAAGUCGGCAUUUAUGUGGUAUUGCUCUGUUAAUGCUGAACAGGAUCUAACCUUAUGCAAAAUAUUUGUCCUGGCAUUGUGUUGUUUUCGAUGUUAUGUAUUGUGAGCUAUAGUGCCUGUAUCUGGGGUGUGUUACUGGUCACACCCCAGGCCAAAUAACUUAAUUCUCAUCCUAGGAUGGGGUGACAGAAAAUCCUGUGUCAUGUCUGAUGUAGGAAAUGUAACUCUCAAAUAGGUGCAGUGGAUGUGUAAAUGUUUAAACGACUUAUUUUUUUAAAUACUCUAAUAAAUUGAGUUUGAUUUAUUUAGAUCACAACCAGUUACCACUGCACAAUGUGUACAGUUUAUGUGCUUAUUGUAUUAUUACAUUUUUCUUACUGUAUUUUUUUUUAAGUCAUCUGCCUUGAGGCUCAGCAAACAAGGUGGACGAUGAGUGAAGCAAAUAAAUAUCCUCCAUCUCCUGGG